UAGAUGUAUAUGCAAAGGAAUACGUGACGUCAUAUAGCGACAAAUCUGAUGCUUGGCAUCUACUUCUGAGAAGAAAACAGCUAGAACGAAGCAUAGCUACUUCUACAAAUUGUGUGGUCGACAGAAAAUCUUGGAAACAUGGUGAAAGAUCUUAAUAAACCGAAGGGGAAGACAUCUGCGUAUGCUUUCUUCGUCAAGACGUGCCGAGAGGAGCAUAAGAUAAAAAGUCCGGGCACAUCUGUGAACUUCGCAGAAUUCUCAAAGGAAUGCUCGGUGAGGUGGAAGAUCCUGACUGCAAAGGAAAAAGGCCUGUUUGAAGACAGGGCGAAAGUCGACAAAGCUCGCUACGACCGCGAGAUGAGAAGCUACAUACCUCCUAAAGGUUCAAAGAAAAGGAAGGUGAAGGACCCCAAUGCCCCCAAGCGUCCUCCAUCUGCAUUCUUCGUGUUCUGUUCUGAGCACCGCGCAUCCCUGAAAGGCGAGAACCCAGGUAUCACUAUUGGAGAAAUAGCGAAGAAACUGGGAGAGAUGUGGGCUAAGCAGUCAGCUUCAGACAAAGCCCCAUUUGAGCAGACGGCAGCAAAACUGAGGGAAAAAUAUGAGAAGGAUGUUGCAGCAUAUCGUGGAAAGGGCAUUGUUGGCCACAAGGGACCACCAGUUCAUUCAUUGGGAUCUGCCAAGGUUGAACCGAUGGAGGACGAUGACGAGGACGAAGAUGAUAACGACGACAUCGAUGACGAAGAUGACGAUUAGUUCGGAGUGUAUUGGUUCUGAAACUUGAGCUGUGUACUAUACAGAACAAGGAAUCCAUGUCAAUAGUUGUAUCCGAGGUGGUAUUUUCAGAAUGAACAGAAAUGUGUACAUACACAUGCCGUUUUGUGGAGUAUGUAGUACUUAUUCUUUAAAGCACUGCGUUUUUAUAUUUUAGGUAGUGUGGCAAUUCUCGAAUGCCCUUAUACAAAUGUAACAAGUUUGUUCAAUUGUUAUUUUUAACUUUCUUUGAAAAUACACUACAGCCUACAGUUGUCUUACUUGUAGGUUACGUUUUUUUUUUUUAUAAUAAAGUUUUGAAUAAUA
This is a messenger RNA of Conger conger (European conger), 1077 nucleotides long. Its product is annotated as high mobility group protein B2-like. Gene Ontology annotation, biological process: regulation of transcription by RNA polymerase II. NCBI's taxonomy places the organism in Eukaryota, Metazoa, Chordata, Actinopteri, Anguilliformes, Congridae. The transcript has 5 exons. The record is from RefSeq and is a predicted model, not a curated record. Bases 139 to 753 code for a protein of 204 amino acids. Gene Ontology annotation, molecular function: DNA binding, bending.